AAUUUCUUUUCUGUGCUUACUGUAGCGUCAGAGGUAGGGUUAUGGGGAAAGCGUUGAUGAUCGCGGUGGAUGACUCUGAAUCGAGUGCCUAUGCUGUCAAGUUCACCCUGGAGAACUUGGCUUCAAGCGACGAUGCGAUCACUCUAGUUCAUGUUCGCUCGGAGGUAGAUGUUGAGGGAUUUUAUGGAACACCGGAUUGGGUUGCCGAAAUGGAUCAGAAGUUUGAAGAGCGAGCUCGUGGUAUUCUGUCCCGCAUGAAGGAAAUUGUGGAUGGGCAUAAGAUACCUUGCAUGAUUGUAUCCAAGAAAGGGGAUGCCCGAGAAAAGCUGCUAGAAGCUGUCAACGAGUUCCCUCCAACAAUGUUAAUACUGGGAAGCCGAGGCCUCGGAAUGGUGAAAAGGACGUUCCUGGGNAGCGUGAGUGACUAUGCUGCACAGCAUGCUGAAUGCCCUGUGCUUAUUGUCAAGCUUCCACACCCGUAAGAUUUUAUGUGUUUCAAAUGCCUUUUUUCUCUUUUUCUUUUGAGGGACCUAUAAGCGGUGCGUUCUUCAGUCCGCACUUUCUUAAGUUUACCCUCAGAAAGCAAAUCGAUUCGCUUGUUCAGGACCAAAAUUCUGUGUUUAUGGAUCCUCAAAGCGACACUUGGACAGUUUCUAGAGCUUUUUUCAAACAAUAGUUUGCUGAUAAUCGGUGCUAAUCGUUGGCACAAGUUUAUUCCUUCUUUUACUUAAGUUGUAGUAUAGUGUGACGCGGACAACUAUCCCCCGCUUGUCAGGAAAGUGUGAUCGGGAACAUUGUAGCUCAACGUGCUUAAUUCGUUCAAUUGCUCAUUUGGAUUGCAAUA
Messenger RNA from Selaginella moellendorffii, 844 nucleotides. Its product is annotated as universal stress protein A-like protein. The transcript is spliced from 5 exons. The record is from RefSeq and is a predicted model, not a curated record. Lineage: Eukaryota; Viridiplantae; Streptophyta; Lycopodiopsida; Selaginellales; Selaginellaceae. Bases 42 to 482 code for a protein of 146 amino acids.